UUAGAGCAUUUACACCUAGCAGCGCUACUAACAUGCUGCUCUCGAUACAGAUAUCGUACGGGAUCAUAUCGAUUCUCUCCGUGCUUGGAAACACACUGGUCAUGCUGGUUUUCCUCAACCAGCGAAAUCGGUUUAACAAGUCUUACAACAUCAUGAUUUUUGGUUUGGCCGUGACAGAUUGCAUGGCAGGAAUCGUCAUGUUUAUCUCGCCCAAGUUUGUUUUCGACCCGCCCCUCUUCGAGCCAACCAACAUACCAGGCCUAAUAGCGUAUUGCCAUAUGUUAUGGAUCCGCAUGAUCGUGUUUCUGCUCGGUUUUGCAUCCACCUACAUCUGUCUCCUUCUCGCCUUCGAUCGCUGGGUCGCUGUGGUUCGACCAACGCGUUAUAAGCAAGUCUUCACGGUGAGAAAGACCAUCGUAGGGGUCUUUCUGUCUUAUGUGAUCGCGCUCGGCCUCGUAUGGAUCGCUCACCCGGGUUCCAAAUACGCGCCUGGAAACCCUGCCGGCAAGCGAUGCAUCAUCCUCCGCGCCGAGCAGGAUUUCCUCGCGCAUGUGCGAGGCGUACUGGGAUUCCUGCUCAAGUCUGCUCUCCCGUUCUUCGUCAUCACGUGUCUGUACGCGCAUCUCGUGUACAAGCUCCGAAAAUCUCCUAAUUUGGGCUCCGAGCAGCACUCGGCCAUCACUCGGAGAGUCACUCGAGUCGCCGCCCUCGCCACGACGUUGCUGAUCAUCUCCUGGAGCCCUUCUCAAGUGAGUUUCUUCCUCUCGUCUAUUGGCUACGGAAAUAUCCGGUCCGCGUUGCAUCUUGGGUUAUCAGUUCUUGCCAUGCUCAACUUCUGCCUUAACCCCAUAAUUUACGCGCUCGCUAGCAAGGAGUUCCGCAAAGGCUACUGGGAAGUGUUCACCAAAUGCCGGUGUCUCAUGGGAAGGAGACAUCGUGUCGCGGCGCGAGAGGAAAGGGCUGGGACCGAGAGAAGUGACGUGGGCUUUGCUGAGGAUGAUGGAGGGGGACUUGGAGAUCGCAGGGCGGCUUAUGAGGACAACAAUGUCUAGUCCUGGAAACUAGUAGACAAAAAUACUAUUAAAAGAAGGCCAAUCACGCAUCACCGAGUGACUCCAUUUGCAUCGGCAAAUUCAAGCAAGUAACUGAGAAACUUUUACUUAUAUCAAUAGACUUCAUUCGUGGAUGUUUAUUUUGAAGUUCUCUUGCAUAUAAACUGCUGUAUUUUCAAUUGUUAAUAAUAACAAAGGAGUGGUUGAU
Molecule: messenger RNA, 1260 nt
Organism: Nematostella vectensis (starlet sea anemone)
Lineage: Eukaryota; Metazoa; Cnidaria; Anthozoa; Actiniaria; Edwardsiidae
Product: allatostatin-A receptor
Exons: 1
Coding region: 33-1052 (339 amino acids)
Biological process (GO): G protein-coupled receptor signaling pathway
Cellular component (GO): membrane
Molecular function (GO): G protein-coupled receptor activity
Source: RefSeq, a predicted model, not a curated record